AUUUGAUUUGUUUUUGAGGCGUAUUUGGAGGAGUGGAAUGGGAGGUAUGCAUGCGUUGCAUGAACUAACCUAUGUGAUUGUGAUGCCAUAGAAACAUAUAUCAGCCGAUGUUGAAUUGAGUGGAAUUUUAGGCGCCCACCUCUCUGAGAUUGAUCUCCCCCAAAUCCACACCCUCUCUGCGCGCGCAGUCUGGUUGUGGUAAGCGCCCCACCGCCUGCAUUUCUGCAUGAAAAACAUGUAGAAUUUGAAGCCGAUUGAACGUAUCCAGACUGCUAUUCACGUUCUCAUCCGAGUGGCUUCGCCUCACUCUCACCACAUUUCACGUUUUUCUGAUCACUUCCAUUUUUCUUCUCUGCGUGGAUCUUAUCGCGCUAGCUGUGCAAUUAUUGGAUUGAUGAUAAUUCACGUUGUUUUCGAUCCAAGAAUUGAUGCAUUUUGGCAUAUUUGCGUUAAUUCGUCAGAGAAUUGCGUUUUUCUGGAUCUUUUUUGGUUUCAUACAUUAACAGGAUCACUGAUUUGGGGGCGCAGAUUUGGGGGGUCUCCUACAGAUGGGUGUUGAUUUUGGCUUUUAAAGCUUCAAGAUUUGUGGCUGCAUACGGUGAAUGGGAUUAGCAAAGGCUUGUUUGGAUGGUGAAAUUCAAGAGGGCUAGGGAUUUGUAGAGACUACACAGUGUUUGAUGGGGAAUACAUGUGUAGGCCCUAAGUUGGGGAACGAAGGCUUCUUUCAAUCUGUGACGGCAGCCGUCUGGAAAACCCGGCAGCCAGAGAGCCUUCCAGCCUUAAAUCGAGAACAAGAAGCCAGCAGUGGCAAGAAUAAUAAGGAUAACAAUAAAAAUAAUGAGAGCUCUGUGAAUUCAGAUACUAAAAGCUCUGGUUCAACUCCGUCUGAUGUGCAAACUCCGCCUGCAACAGUCAAAAUUUCAGGUGGUGAAGGCAAGCCGACGGAUCACCAAAAGCCUGCAAACCAGGAGGCGAAAGUGAAUAAUCAUAGUAGUACCGAUACUAACAAUGCCAAUAAUAACAAUAAGCCAGCAGAAGGGGCAAAACAGAACAAGCCUAAUCCUAUGAAGAGAGUAUCAAGUGUAGGACUACGGGUCGAGUCAGUUUUACAGCGAAAAACAGAAAAUUUGAAGGACAAAUAUACUUUAGGGAAGAAGUUAGGACAGGGACAAUUUGGGACCACGUUCUUGUGUUUGGAGAAGGAGACUAACAAGGAGUUUGCCUGCAAGACAAUUGCUAAGAGGAAGUUGAUAACUGAGGAGGAUGUUGAGGAUGUUAGAAGAGAAAUUCGGAUAAUGCACCACUUGGCAGGGCAUCCCAAUGUUAUAUCAAUUGUUGGAGCUUAUGAAGAUGCAGUUGCAGUUCAUGUUGUAAUGGAGCUUUGUGCAGGUGGGGAGCUUUUUGAUAGGAUCAUACAGAGGGGGCAUUACACGGAAAGAAAAGCCGCGGAGCUAGCUAGGACGAUAGUUAGUGUUAUAGAAGCUUGUCAUUCAUUGGGAGUUAUGCAUAGAGACUUGAAACCAGAGAAUUUCCUUUUUGUGGAUGACCAAGAGGAAUCACUGCUUAAGACCAUUGACUUUGGGCUCUCAAUGUUCUUCAGACCAGGUGAAACAUUUACUGAUGUGGUUGGAAGCCCUUAUUAUGUGGCCCCAGAGGUACUAAAGAAGCUUUAUGGCCCAGAAUGUGAUAUUUGGAGUGCUGGAGUUAUCAUUUACAUUUUGCUAAGUGGAGUUCCGCCAUUUUGGGAUGAAACGGAACAGGGAAUUUUCGAGCAGGUCUUAAGAGGGGAACUCGACUUUGUAUCUGAACCUUGGCCCAGCAUAUCUGACAGUGCAAAAGAUCUUGUCAGAAGAAUGCUCGUAAGAGACCCCAAAAAGCGGCCCACAGCUCAUCAAGUUCUUUGCCAUCCAUGGGUACAAGUAAAUGGUGAAGCUCCAGAUAAGCCUCUUGAUUCUGCUGUCCUAAGUCGUUUGAAACAAUUUUCCGCCAUGAACAAACUCAAGAAGAUUGCAAUCAGAGUUAUUGCUGAAAGUCUUUCUGAGGAAGAAAUUGGCGGACUCAAGGAAAUGUUCAAGAUGAUCGACGUUGAUAAUAGUGGACAGAUUACCAUGGAAGAACUCAAGAAAGGUCUAGAAAGAGUUGGGGCCAAUCUCAAAGAUUCAGAAAUAAUCAGUCUGAUGCAAGCAGCUGAUUUCGACAAUAGUGGAACCAUAGACUACAGAGAGUUUGUGGCAGCAAUGCUGCAUCUAAACAAAGUCCAGAAAGAGGACCAUUUGUAUGCAGCUUUUUCAUAUUUUGACAAAGACGGUAGCGGCUACAUCACAAAGGAAGAGCUCCAACUGGCUUGUGAGCAGUUCGGUCUAGGCGAUGUUCACUUAGACAAAAUCAUCCGUGAAGUUGAUAAGGAUAAUGACGGGCUGAUUGACUAUAGCGAAUUCGUGGCUAUGAUGCAAGACACUGGUUUUCGCAACAAGGGAUUGCAAAACAGAUAAGCAUGGGGCUAAAAGGUACUCGUAAGUCUGGUAAUCUUUGGGAACAUCAUAUUUGGACUUGUGUAAAUUAUGAUGUAUCAAUGACAUCAUUUGAGUGCAUUUUCUUGUAAAGAUUAGUCAGAAUCUACAGCAGGACGCUUGUGCUAGGAAUCGAUGUUUUGUGCAUGGUUAGGUUGUAUUUUGGGUUUGGUAUUACUGUCUAUAUGUUCCAUAGUUCUUUAAGUCUUGUGUUUCAGCCAUUACAAUUGUUUAUAGAAAAUUUUGACUGUUGGUAGUAUGUUAUAGUUCUGUAAUUAGUCUGAUGAAUCCAUUCUCUAAUCACUGUCCUUGAUGAA
Sesamum indicum (sesame) is the source of this 2827-nucleotide messenger RNA. Its product is annotated as calcium-dependent protein kinase 20. Gene Ontology annotation, biological process: protein phosphorylation. NCBI's taxonomy places the organism in Eukaryota, Viridiplantae, Streptophyta, Magnoliopsida, Lamiales, Pedaliaceae. The record is from RefSeq and is a predicted model, not a curated record. Gene Ontology annotation, molecular function: calcium ion binding; protein kinase activity; ATP binding.